Sus scrofa (pig) is the source of this 1258-nucleotide messenger RNA. RefSeq names its product hydroxysteroid 17-beta dehydrogenase 7 (gene HSD17B7). Gene Ontology annotation, molecular function: 5-alpha-androstane-3-beta,17-beta-diol dehydrogenase (NADP+) activity; 3-beta-hydroxysteroid 3-dehydrogenase (NADP+) activity; estradiol 17-beta-dehydrogenase [NAD(P)+] activity. NCBI's taxonomy places the organism in Eukaryota, Metazoa, Chordata, Mammalia, Artiodactyla, Suidae. The record is from RefSeq and is a predicted model, not a curated record. Gene Ontology annotation, cellular component: endoplasmic reticulum membrane. Gene Ontology annotation, biological process: cholesterol biosynthetic process.
CUGAUUGAAGGGCUGGGGGCGUGGCCUGGGCGGGGCGUGGGUCAAAAGGGCUUCCGAGAAGCUUUGCCGGAUGCCUGCUUGGCUUGCGCUGCAUUGGUGUGUGAGACGAUGCGGAAGGUGGUACUGAUCACCGGGGCUAGCAGGAAUUUGAGUAAAGCGGAGGCUGUCCGUGCUUCUCUGCUUGCCUCCCACCCUGACGCCGAGGUCACCACUGUGCAAGUGGAUGUCAGCAGCUUGUCAUCGGUGUUCCGGGCCUCCAAAGAGCUCAAGGAAAGGUUUCAGAGAUUAGACUAUGUAUAUCUGAAUGCUGGGAUCAUGCCUAAUCCACAGCUAAAUAUAAAAGCACUUUUCUGUAGCCUGUUUUCAAGAAAAGCGAUUCAUGUGUUCUCCACAGCUGAAGGACUGUUGACCCAGAAUGACAAGAUCACUGCUGAUGGGCUCCAGGAGGUGUUUGAAACCAAUAUCUUUGGCCACUUUAUCCUGAUUCGGGAACUGGAAUCUCUUCUGUGCCACAGUGACAGUCCAUCUCAGCUCAUUUGGACAUCAUCCCGCAAUGCAAGGAAAUCUAAUUUCAGCCUUGAGGACAUCCAGCACAGCAAAGGCCAGGAGCCCUACAGCUCUUCCAAAUAUGCUAUAGACCUUCUGAGUGUGGCUUUGAACCGGAAAUUUAACCAGCGGGGUUUAUAUUCCAGUGUGGUGUGUCCAGGGACCAUGUUGACCAACUUGACAUAUGGAAUUUUAUCUCCUUUUAUGUGGAUGCUGAUCAUGCCAAUGAUAUGGCUGUUGCGCUUUUUUGCAAAUGCUUUCACUUUGACACCGUACAAUGGAACAGAAGCACUGGUCUGGCUUUUCCACCAAAAGCCUGAGUCUCUCAAUCCUCUGGUGAAAUAUCUGAGUGCCACCACUGGUUUUGGCAGCAAUUACGUAACGUCCAAAAAGAUGGACCUAGAUGAAGACACUGCUGAAAAAUGUUACCAAAACUUACUGGAACUGGAAAAGCAUGUCAGGGUUACCAUUAAAAAAACUGAUAACCAGAGCUGAUGAUGAGGCUCUCUGAAACCUUUCAUACCAUCUGUGGAUUCUGGAGCAUGUCGGUUUCUACUGAGGGGGAUGAUACGCAUUUGUGGUAAAUUAUGAACUCUGAUAGUCUCUUCCUUCAUUUCAGAAUCACCUCUCGGGCUGUGCCUGAGGAAAAGAUUGAUAAAAUGUCAGUUAUUCUUAAGAAUGGUGUCACAUUAAAAUUGAGUCACCCAAUCAA